CGUCACUUCGAGAGCGCGAUAUCAUCCCAGACUUAAGUCGGGAUAGAAGCCGAUAUCUCAUUGUAUUUCUAGACUUCGAAGUGUCCACAUCCUUCCUAAGUUCUGAUGAAAUGUGUUGAGUAACCAACAGUCAUGGGGUUUAUGUGUAUUUCUGUGCUAUUGUUGUCGCUAAUUUUCUACCAAUAUACGUUAUCCAAAAAUCCUAAAGCUUGGUACGCGGAAAGUGAGUCCGUAAUAGACCCUAACGGUGCAUUACUGCUGAAAUGGAAAGUCGAUUAUUUCAAUCGUAAGAUAAGAUUCCAAUUGGUUAUAUCGGAUAGAGCGCCGGAAGCUAACUGGAUUGCCUUAGGAUUCUCUGAUAGAGGAGGUCUAGAAAAAUCUGAUGUGUGUCUAGUGUGGACCGAUUACAAAGGACAUGAUCAUUUUGAGGACAUGCAUGCGGAUACUCACGGCAAAGUGACGCGGGAUGUGCAACAGGACUGCGAAGCUUUUUACCUCGACAGCAGCGCUCGGAGUAUAUUCUUUGAACGAUACUUCGACACUUGCGAUGACGAUGAUUAUGUGAUUGAGGAUGGAACAGUUCACGUAGUAUGGGCUCGUGGUACAGAUAAAUUGUUCACAUCGAAAGGUCUCUGUUUGUCGUGCGCAGCGGCUGAGGACCGCGGCUUCGUGCGCGUUCGGCUUCUAACUCCAGCAAACUUGCCUCAGCCUCGUGCGGAACAGCUUAUUAUAACUAACAAAGAUUUAAACGUGCCCAGUGGCGAUACCACUUAUUGGUGUCAGGUUGUAAAACUACCUGACUUUGUUAUUCAGACGAUUCAUCAUAUUGUGAAGUUCGAAUCCACUAUAACCAAAGGUAAUGAAGGACUCGUACAUCACAUGGAGCUCUUCUAUUGCGACGCUGAACCGAAUAAGGAAAUGCCUCUUUAUAACGGCAACUGCUUCUCAUCUGAUCGACCGGAAGAUACUAAAUUGUGUUCGAAGGUGAGAGCAGCUUGGGCUAUGGGGGCGCCCCCGUUCGCUUACCCGGAAGAAGCGGGUUUACCUAUCGGUGGUUCGAAGUCUAACAAAUACGUCAUGCUCGAAGUGCAUUACAAUAAUCCCGAAUUGAAAGAUGAUUGGGUCGACAGUUCUGGUAUUAUAUUACACGUGACAUCAAACAGACGCCGUUACGACGCCGCAAUUAUGGAACUUGGUUUAGAGUACACGGACAAAAUGGCCAUACCUGGCGGACAGGAGGCCUUUCCACUCACUGGAUAUUGUAUACCACAAUGUACAGCAGUGGGUCUACCAGAGCAGGGUAUCGUAGUGUUCGGCAGCCAGCUGCACACGCACCUUACAGGAGUGGCGGUGUGGACGCGCCACGCGCGUCGCGCACGCGAGCUGCCUCUGCUCAACAAGGACCUGCACUACUCUACACACUUCCAGGAGAUCAGGAUACUACAUCGACCUGUCAAAGUUUUACCCGGUGACUUCUUAGAGACGACAUGCAUCUACAAUACAAUGGAGAAAUCAAACGCCACCAUCGGUGGUCACGCUAUCACCGACGAGAUGUGCGUCAACUACCUGCACUAUUACCCCGCCACGCAGCUCGAAGUCUGCAAGAGCGCCAUCUCAAACUUGGCAUUGGAAAAUUAUUUCAAAUUUGAAUACCGAUGGGACAACAUGUCUAUUUCGUACUCAUCGCCGCCCCGCGCCAACUACCUGGCUAUCAAGCCGUGGACGCCGCUGAGAGCCGGCGCACUGACCGCGCUUUACACAGAAUCGCCGAUAUCAAUGCAGUGUAAUAAAUCCGAUGGCAAUCGAUUUCAGGGGGAUUGGGAAGGAUUGCCGAUACCGAAAAUUAAAGUUCCGUUACCAGAAAAGCCACGAAACUGUGGACACUCUGCAAAACGUGCCAAAAAAGUUAUGACUUACCAAGAUUAUAUGUCUAGAAAUUAGUUUUCCCUCUUAUCCUAUGAUAUAGCAAACAUACUUUGACAUAUAUACAUGUAGAUAACUAUAAAUGCUUAUUAAUAAAAUUGUAUUUAAGUUUCAAAAUAAAGUUAU
Molecule: messenger RNA, 2049 nt
Organism: Papilio polytes (common Mormon)
Lineage: Eukaryota; Metazoa; Arthropoda; Insecta; Lepidoptera; Papilionidae
Gene: Tbh
Product: tyramine beta-hydroxylase
Exons: 11
Coding region: 133-1941 (602 amino acids)
Biological process (GO): norepinephrine biosynthetic process; dopamine catabolic process; octopamine biosynthetic process
Cellular component (GO): secretory granule membrane
Molecular function (GO): dopamine beta-monooxygenase activity; copper ion binding
Source: RefSeq, a predicted model, not a curated record